Truncatella angustata is the source of this 2101-nucleotide messenger RNA. Its product is annotated as ferric reductase like transmembrane component. Gene Ontology annotation, molecular function: superoxide-generating NAD(P)H oxidase activity. The record is from RefSeq and is a predicted model, not a curated record. The coding region runs from base 101 to 1774 and encodes 557 amino acids. Lineage: Eukaryota; Fungi; Ascomycota; Sordariomycetes; Amphisphaeriales; Sporocadaceae. The transcript is spliced from 4 exons. Gene Ontology annotation, biological process: superoxide anion generation; defense response. Gene Ontology annotation, cellular component: NADPH oxidase complex; plasma membrane.
UCUUGGCUGGGUGGUACGUUCAGCGCACAUCAGCAUUGUCGCAGGUCGACUCUUAAUUGGAUUUCAAUAUUGUAAAAGAGGAGGGUAGUCGAUCGGCAAGAUGAGCGGAGGUAUGAGUUUCGGCACUUUGGUCAGGAAGCAGUUUACUGCUUCGAAGAUGAUAUUCAAUAUCCUCUUCUGGAGUUUCCAUUGGGGUAUCUUCGCUUACGGAUGGUACAAGCAAGCAGCGGAUAUCAGGUUGGCAGGUCUGAACACUCUCCAGUACUCGGUGUGGCUAUCACGGGGUGCCGGUUUAGUGCUGUCUGUCGACGGAAUGAUCAUCUUACUGCCAGUUUGUCGGACUGUUAUGCGAUGGAUCCGUCCUAAGCUCAAGUUCUUGCCUUUAGACGAGAACCUCUGGUUCCAUCGGCAGGUUGCUUACGCUAUGUUGCUUUUUACCAUCAUACAUACAUCGGCUCACUACAUAAAUUUCUUCAAUGUCGAGAAGACGCAAAUCCGACCUGUAACUGCCAUACAGAUUCAUUAUACACAAGCUGGUGGUGUCACGGGCCAUGUCAUGCUUCUUUGCAUGUUACUGAUGUAUACCACCGCUCACCACCGUAUUCGACAGCAGUCGUUCGAGACCUUCUGGUACACGCACCAUCUAUUCAUCCCCUUCUUCUUGGGGCUAUACACCCACACGACGGGAUGCUUUGUUCGCGACACUGCUCUGCCAUUCUCCCCUUUCGCCGGCGCUGACUACUGGGACCACUGCAUCGGUUACCUCGGCUGGAGAUGGGAGCUGUGGGCAGGUGGGUUCUAUCUAAUUGAACGUUUGUAUCGCGAAAUUCGUGCGAAGCGAACAACGCAGAUUACAAGAGUCGUUCGCCACCCUUACGAUGUUGUCGAAAUCCAGUUCAACAAACCGUCGUUCAAGUACAAGGCCGGACAAUGGCUCUUCCUGCAGGUCCCCUCGCUAUCUGGUUAUCAAUGGCACCCGUUCACCAUCACAUCUUGCCCCUAUGAUCCGUAUGUUUCAGUCCACGUACGUCAAGUUGGGGAUUUCACUCGAGCACUGGGUGAUGCUGUUGGCGCUGGCGCAGCUCAGGCGAAGCUGUAUGAUGGAGUUGAUCCUAUGGGAAUGUACGAAGUCGCAUUGCAGAAUGGCCAGCAAAUGCCAUUGCUGCGAAUCGACGGGCCAUACGGAGCGCCCGCAGAGGAUGUUUUCGACAAUGAAAUCGCCGUUCUCAUUGGUACUGGUAUUGGUGUCACGCCUUGGGCCGCCAUUUUGAAGAACAUUUGGCAUCUUCGCAACAGUCCUAACCCCCCUGCUCGACUCCGUCGUGUUGAGUUCAUCUGGGUGUGCAAAGAUACAGGUUCAUUCGAAUGGUUCCAAACUCUCCUGUCUUCACUAGAACAACAGAGUACUGAGGCUGCCCGUGUACCUGGCAGCAACGGCGUUGAGUUCCUAAAGAUCCACACCUACCUCACUCAGAAGCUUGACAUGGACACCACCCAAAACAUUGUGCUCAACUCUGUAGGCGCCGAUUACGACCCUCUCACUGAACUCAAAGCGCGCACCAACUUUGGUCGCCCCAACUUCCAGCGUAUGUUCGAAGCCAUGCGUGACGGUAUUCUGGAUCGGUCCUACAUGAGUGGUUUGGAGGGCAGUAUGCAGACCACAGUUGGUGUGUAUUUCUGUGGCCCUUCUGCAGCUGCGCGAGACAUCAAGAAUGCGGCAAAGGAUGCAACUGUUCGGGAGGUGAAUUUCCGCUUCUGGAAGGAACACUUCUAGAGACAGCAAGAUUCUUGGGCCUGAUAUUCUUUUUUACAUAUACCCGUUUGUAUAAACACAACCAGAUUUGAGACAACAGGGAACCGUAAUUGGGAAAGUUGAAAAGACCAUGACCAAGAUGACAUGAUGUUACGAGGUGUCAUACGUUCUCAUUUCACCAGUUGUCAAAGACCCGAUCUAGAAGCUGCCAAUGCUGCGAUCUGAGAGAUUUGGGGACCAUUAGGCCAAAAGUUGACUCAUGGCGUUAUUUACUAUUCUGUUAUGCAGCGAACCACAAUCCAAACUUCAUUUGAACAUAUAGCUCUCAGGCACGAUAAGAUCAAGCGU